UCAGGUCUUUCCAUUUUUCAACACUCUGUCUCACAGUUGCCGAAAUCAACGGAUUCGAGAACGGAGCGACACAGUUUCGAUCUGUAGCGUCGGAGUCGUAGCGAAAAUGAAGAAGGAAGACACGGUGAAGCUGAUCAGCGCCGAGGGCUUCGAAUUCGUCGUUGACAAGAAGGCUGCCAUGGUCUCUCAAACCAUCCGAAACAUGCUUACCUCUCCCGGGGGCUUUUCUGAAGCGCAGCAUGGAGAAGUGACUUUUCCGGAGAUAAGCACUACCAUUCUCGAGAAGAUCUGUCAAUACUUUUACUGGUCUCUCCAAUACGCCAGUGGGAAGGAAACUGAGUUCCAUAUUGAACCUGAGCUGACCCUGGAACUGAUGAUGGCUGCUAAUUAUCUGCACACUUGAGAGGAUCACCUCUCCUCCUUCUUGGGCAAUGUUGAGCAUGGGAUAGUUGAGAGCAAUUUUGUUGUCCAAGGUACAAAGGUUCUGAAGAUUGCUGUAUCAACAUUCUCUAUGGCACAGCAAAAUUGGGUUUUUCGGUCUUCUUUUUAUGUUAUUGUUUGCAAUGGGAACAAUGUUAGGAAAGGAACUGAUGUAGCCAAACUGCAUGCAUGAUUAUUAUGAGAUUAUUAUGAUUGGCAAACUUGUAUGAUAAGACCUAAACGCAAAAUGGGUAUAUAUCUGUUUUCAGGUUGUAUUUCGGUGGAUUAAUUCUGCUAUUUUUUAAAGAAAUGCAGUAUUGUAUGUAACUGGUGAAUAGUGCUUGGAUGAUGGAGACAAAUAAUUAUAGCAUCCACUCUCACGAGGCUUUUAUGUUA
Molecule: messenger RNA, 816 nt
Organism: Camellia sinensis
Lineage: Eukaryota; Viridiplantae; Streptophyta; Magnoliopsida; Ericales; Theaceae
Product: BTB/POZ domain-containing protein
Biological process (GO): ubiquitin-dependent protein catabolic process
Source: RefSeq, a predicted model, not a curated record